Paralichthys olivaceus (Japanese flounder) is the source of this 1172-nucleotide messenger RNA. The record is from RefSeq and is a predicted model, not a curated record. NCBI's taxonomy places the organism in Eukaryota, Metazoa, Chordata, Actinopteri, Pleuronectiformes, Paralichthyidae.
AAUGCAGCAGACAUGCCAGAAACCAUCACCAGUCGUGAUGCGGCGAGGUUUCCCAUCAUCGCCAGCUGCACCUUGUUUGGGCUCUACCUCUUUUUCAAGGUGUUUUCUCAAGAGUACAUCAACCUGCUGCUGUCCGUCUACUUCUUCGUGCUGGGCGUCCUGGCUCUGUCUCACACUAUGAGUCCGCUGAUGUCCAGAAUCUUUCCAACAUCGUUCCCAAACAAACAGUUUCAGCUGCUCUUCACUCAGGGAACCGGAGAGUCCAAAGAAGAAAUUGUUAACUAUGAGUUUGACACCAAGAACCUGGUGUGUCUGCUCAUCAGCAGCGUGGUCGGAGUCUGGUACGUGCUCAAGAAGCACUGGAUAGCCAAUAACCUUUUCGGCCUGGCCUUCGCCCUGAACGGCGUGGAGCUGCUCCACCUGAACAACGUCAGCACCGGCUGCAUCCUGCUGUGGGGGCUGUUUGUCUACGAUGUGUUCUGGGUGUUUGGGACCAACGUCAUGGUAACGGUUGCCAAGUCCUUUGAAGCACCGAUCAAACUGGUGUUUCCUCAGGAUCUGCUGGAGAAAGGUCUGGGUGCCAGUAACUUCGCCAUGUUGGGUUUGGGUGACAUCGUCAUCCCUGGUAUCUUCAUCGCUCUGCUGCUGCGCUUCGACGUCAGCCUGAAGAAGAACAGCAGGACGUAUUUCUACUCCAGCUUCCUGGCCUACAUCUUUGGACUGGGCCUCACCAUCUUUGUCAUGCACACGUUUAAACACGCACAGCCCGCUCUGCUCUACCUGGUUCCUGCCUGCGUCGGCUUUCCCGUCGUCGUGGCUCUGUUCAAAGGAGAGCUCACGGAGAUGUUCAGGUACGAGGAGACGCCACCCGAGGAGGAGGAGGCGGCGGCUAAUGACGACUCAUCAGAGUCAGAGAAGAAGGACCAAUAACAUCCACCGCUGCCUGCCCCACCCCCACCACCCACCGUCAUCCAGCCUGCUGCCGCCACAUUUCACUGAAGCUCUACCCCCCCGCAUCCCCAGCUUCCUGUUCGUUGCCGGGGGGGGUGGAGCUCAUGUCGCCAACGCGUUUUGUCUUUGAAAACCCAUGGGAGCGUCCGCUGGUCUCCAUGGUAACGGCUGCUGUCGUGCUAAUGGUGGCGGUGUGUGUAUUAAAAGGUUGUUACGGUAAA